Ectocarpus siliculosus is the source of this 894-nucleotide messenger RNA. NCBI's taxonomy places the organism in Eukaryota, Phaeophyceae, Ectocarpales, Ectocarpaceae. The record is from the annotation of a GenBank genome assembly.
AUGACGAACCUGGACCCUGUCUCGGUGUUCAUCACCAUCACGGCGGUGGUGUGCCUCGGCCGCCAGUUGAAGCGGAUACACGACCUCAGCAACAUGGGCCGGGAUAUUCGCCUGGUUGGGAUAAUUCUACUGAUAUGUGUACCGGUGUUCACGGCGAUCCAGGUGCUACCGCUCUCUACCCUGGCGUUCAAGUACUUCAGCGUCGUUUCCAUGACCUUAUCGCACCCGGCCAUCGUCUGGAUUUUGAACAUCAGACCCAUCCAAGAGGUCCUGCAUCACGCCCCAAGAAAUAGCAUUCCCAAAGGUGUCCAGAUGCUGCUGGCGUUAUCGUCGAGGAGGAGGGGGGGGAGCAGUUCAGCUAUCGGCGGCGAGGCAGUUACCACGGAUGUUACACAGAACCCGAGCCAACACGGCCGUGAGUCUUACGUCGAUUCGAACCGGCUUGCCGGCAUCAUGAACUACCUCCCGCUCCGGGAGGCGUUCGGAGAGUUCUGCCAGAAAUCGUUCUGCAGCGAGUUUCUCCUGGAUGCUUCGGAGUUCAGAGGCGUGAUCGUCGAAGGCCCCGUCGAAGGCGAUGCCAACGGCAGCGCCGAAGAGGAGAACGAGGCACCAACACGCACGAGCGGGUUGGGGGACGUGGCCGCCAUGGUGAACGAGUACAUCAAGGACGGCGCUCCCUCGGAGAUCAACAUCGGCAGCGACACCAAGCACGACAUCAUGGAGCUGGCCAAGGUCGAAGCCUUCACCUCGCUUGACCAGGAUGCGCGAAGGCUGAUUUUCGGCAAGGCCGAGAGGGAAAUCAGGAGGAUCCUGGAAGACAAUCUCAUGGCCAGGUUCUUGGCGUCCGCACAGUACAAACGGGCUGUGGACGGUGACGGCCAUGGACGUGUGUAA